Molecule: messenger RNA, 2670 nt
Organism: Malurus melanocephalus (red-backed fairy wren)
Lineage: Eukaryota; Metazoa; Chordata; Aves; Passeriformes; Maluridae
Gene: PTGR3
Product: prostaglandin reductase 3
Exons: 2
Coding region: 539-1768 (409 amino acids)
Cellular component (GO): mitochondrion
Molecular function (GO): zinc ion binding; oxidoreductase activity
Source: RefSeq, a predicted model, not a curated record
UUACCUUUUUUUUUUUUUUAGUAGGAAGAUACCUUCUUUUUGUAAACUAAAGAAUGGGGCGGGAGGGGUAAUCCGAGGCGUUUCUCUCUGUCCGUCUGUCUUCCCCCCUCUCUCCCUCCCCUGUUUUAAAACCCCUUAGUCAGAGGCAGGGUGCAAACUAAAAGCCACCACCACCACCACCUUUAGGAGACAAUCCGGCCCGCCGCACACCUGCCUUGCUGGSCGGCAGAGCAGACAGGCAGGGACAGGCGCUGUCGGGACGGACGGCCGCGGGAGCGGGCCGGUUCGCCCCUCGGUAGUGCCCGCGGCGGCAGAAGACGAGCGGCUGCUGCAGGGGGACCAUCUUGCCGCUGCUCCUCCGGCGGCGUCUCCGUGCGGCGGAGGGGCCGGCUGGGAGGGGAGGGAGAACCUGCUGCACGGGGGCUCUGUUUACGUACACACAUAGCUGCGAGCGGGGAGUUUCUCCUGCCGGCGCGUCCUGCGAGCUGCCUGGAGAAUCCCGAGCCGGAUCUCAGGGAGAGGAGAGCCGAGGCAGGGCAUGAGUUUUAGUGGGAAAAGCAGCGCUUUGCUGAGCUCUCGGGCAGCGCGGUGGUGGUGGCGGCAGCAGCCGUCCUGCGCCGCGGCGGCUCCCGCCUGGUCCUACUUCGGUGGCAGCUGGUCGCGGCCCAUCCUGGACAUGUCCUACUCCCGUCACUUUCUGGAUUUCCAGGGCUCGUCCAUCCCCAGCUCCAUGAAGAAGCUGGUGGUGACUAAGCUGAGCCAAAACUUCAGGGAAGCGGUCACCCUGCAGCAGGACUCGCCCGUGCCACUCCCGGGAGACGGAGAYCUCCUGGUCAGGAACAGAUUUGUCGGCAUUAAUGCAUCUGAUAUAAACUACUCGGCUGGUCGAUAUGAUGCCUCAGUUAAACCCCCCUUUGAUAUAGGCUUUGAAGGUGUCGGGGAUGUGGUAGCGUUAGGACUCAGUGCUAGUGCACAUUACACAGUGGGUCAAGCUGUGGCCUACGUGAAAGCAGGUGCCUUUGCUGAAUACACAGUUGUGCCUGCCAAACAAGCAGUCCCUCURCCCUCGGUGAAACCCGAGUUUCUCACUUUGAUGGUAAGUGGUGCAACUGCAUACCUCAGUUUGAAAGAGCUGGGAGACCUGUCUGAAGGCAAGAAGGUUCUGGUGACAGCAGCGGCUGGAGGAACGGGCCAGUUUGCUGUGCAGCUUGCAAAGAAGGCAAAAUGCCAUGUAAUUGGAACCUGCUCCAGUGAURAAAAGGGUGGCUUUCUGAAAUCCAUUGGCUGUGACCGUACGAUCAACUAUAAAACUGAAAAUGUCGAAUCUGUGCUUAGGAAGRACUACCCAGAAGGUGUGGAUGUGGUGUAUGAAUCUGUUGGGGGAAAGAUGUUUGACUUGGCUCUUAAUGCCUUGUCUAUCAAAGGGUGCCUGAUAAUUAUUGGGUUUAUCGCUGGCUACCAAAACCCCACUGGCCUCCAGCCCAUUAAAGCAGAGUUAUUGCCAGCAAAACUAUUGAAGAAAUCUGCCAGCAUCCGGGGUUUCUUCUUGAACCAUUACCUUUCUGACUACAAAAUGGCUCUGCAGCAUUUGCUCAAGAUGUAUGAAAGAGGAGACCUGGUUUGUGAGGUGGACUUYGGAGACAUGUCUCCAGAGGGCAAGUUCAUUGGCUUGGAAUCUGUAUUCCGUGCUGUAGAUUACAUGUACAUGGGAAAAAACAUUGGAAAAAUUGUAGUUGAAUUACCUCACUCUGUCAACAGUAAGCUGUAAAAACAGAACAAUGAUAUAAAUCAAAAGAAAGAAAAUGGGCACUUUAUGCCUCAGAUUUACUAGAAAAAAAAUCUUUUUUUAAGCUUAAUAAUGGAUAUUAUAUUAAAAAAUGUCACUGAAGUGUUAAUAAAAAAGGAUGGAUUUGUUCGGGGGCUUUUUUGUUUGUUUGUUUGUUUUUAUUUUCCUAAAAAUGUUUAAAUCAGUGGCUGUAGCAGGGACAUAAUGGGCCUGUGCUUGAUUCUGUCACUUAGGUUAGCAUGAGACAAGAACAUUGAUCUUGACAGMAUAAGUCAUGAUGCAGAGGCAGAUUUGGACUGUCAGCCUGAUUUGAUAAGACUUCAUAUAUAGUUCAGCUCAGAAAAAAAUUCUUUCAGCAAUUUUGUUUCCCUGAUUUAAAAAUAAAAUUGUUAGAACAAGUGUAAGUAAAGAGUUGUAUCUUUGGGUUGCUCUAUUAAUCUUUUGAAGUUUCUGGCAAAAAAAUGUUCUUGAUUUUCUGUCACAAACAUGAUAAUCAUAAUUCAGUUGCAUCAUGGAUCAUAGUAAUAUUCCUUGACUGGUUACACAGGGAAAUUUAUCCUCCAAUUCUGACAUGUCAGUAAUAUUAAGCAACUUCUUUUUUUUCUUUUUUUCUUUUUUUUUUUUUUUUUUUUUUUUUUUUUUUUUUAAUCCUGUCUUUCGUAACUACAAACAACUGUGCAAUUUUCUUUUAAAUCUCUUAACUACAAGUUGCAAUAUAGUCUCAUUUUGUUGCUUUUUCAUUUUCCAUUGUUACUGUUUCUUGUCCAGUCUCCCCUUUAGUCAGUAUUUAAAGAUUAUUGAAGUGGGAUUUUGAGCCAUGUUCAUUUGUGUUCAGGCCUUGUAUAUUUUUUGAAGAUUAAAUAAAGUUUUAAAAGCUAUUUAAA